ACCAUCAGCGCCAUGAUCGCCGCCUACCCGCAGGACACCCUCGUGGCCGCCGUGGCCGGCACCGCCAUGUUCGGGGUCGCGGCUGAGCUGGCCGCGGGCAGGGCCGAGGUGCGAGGUCCGGGGACCUUUGUCCCGGCUUUCAUUGAUGAGCUGUACGGUGUUAGGAAGUCGACGGCAGAGAACGACUCUCGUUGGUUGUCGCUCAUCAAGAUUUCUUGUAUCUGA
Messenger RNA from Clonostachys rhizophaga, 225 nucleotides. NCBI's taxonomy places the organism in Eukaryota, Fungi, Ascomycota, Sordariomycetes, Hypocreales, Bionectriaceae. The record is from the annotation of a GenBank genome assembly.